Saccostrea cuccullata (small rock oyster) is the source of this 814-nucleotide messenger RNA. RefSeq names its product protein misato homolog 1-like. Lineage: Eukaryota; Metazoa; Mollusca; Bivalvia; Ostreida; Ostreidae. The record is from RefSeq and is a predicted model, not a curated record. The transcript has 7 exons. Gene Ontology annotation, cellular component: mitochondrion; cytoplasm. The annotation marks the transcript as partial. Gene Ontology annotation, biological process: mitochondrion organization.
CAAGUUCUAUUCAUACUUUGACCAAAUUGCAGCAUGUGAAAAUUCAGAAGAAAUUUAUCACUAUUUUCUCUUUUUAAAAAAUUUCAACGAAGAAAAAAUGUGUUCCAGAGAAAUAGUUACAUUACAGUUAGGUCAUUAUUCAAACUUUGUUGGCACACAUUGGUGGAAUAUACAGGAUUCUUCUUUCUUGUACAAUCCAACAGAAGCACAACAGAAGGAGAAAGAAGUGGACCAUGAUAUUUUAUGGAGAGAAGGAAGAACCCUCAAAGGGGAAAUAACAUUUACCCCACGACUGAUAGCAGUGGAUCUGAAAGGGAGUCUGAAUACCUUAAAACAAGAAGGGGUCCUGUAUGAAACAAAUCAGCAGGAAGAUAUCAAAUGGAGUGGUGAUAUCACACUUCAUAAGUCAACCCCAGCAGAAAAGAAUGCUUAUUUAACAGAACUGGAAAAAGAGGACCAAGCAUUAUUAGAAGACAAAGGAAAACUGCCAGGCACUUCAGACAUAAUAUAUGACGAUGUAGAAAUGAAAGAUUCCUCUUCUAGUACAACAAAAGGAGAGAGGACUAGUGAUACCCCUGUGGUUUUUGGUAAAGUAUUUCACAAUCUGGAUGAUGUGGUGAGAGUUUGGUCGGAUUAUCUCCGAGUUUAUCUUCAUCCAAAGACAAUCCACAUUAUAGAACAGUUCAGCCAUUUAAAUAGCCUCCAUCCGUUUGACGUACACGGAGCUGGACAGAAAGCUUUAGAAGAUCACGAGGCCAGAAAGGAAUUGGAAGACAGGAUUCACUAUUUUUGUGAGGAAUGUGACAGUUUACAG